AUGGUUGUCCGAUCACUUGAAGUGAGUAAAGAUCCAUUCCGACCUCAAGAAGAGAAUGAGGAACCUCUUGGUCCUAAAGUACCUUAUCUUAGUGCAAUUGGCACACUUAUGUAUCUUGCUAAUGCUACGAGACCUGACAUAACAUUUUCUGGGACUAGUGAUAUGGGUCUGUUUAAUACUAACAAAGCUAGUGCAGAUCUUGUUGGUCAUGCAGAUGCAACUUAUUUAUCUGACCCAUAUAAAGCUCGAUCUCAAACAGGUUAUUUGUUCACAGACGGAGGUACUGCUAUAACAUGGUGA
Messenger RNA from Solanum verrucosum, 300 nucleotides. RefSeq names its product secreted RxLR effector protein 161-like. The transcript is spliced from 2 exons. The record is from RefSeq and is a predicted model, not a curated record. NCBI's taxonomy places the organism in Eukaryota, Viridiplantae, Streptophyta, Magnoliopsida, Solanales, Solanaceae. Bases 1 to 300 code for a protein of 99 amino acids.